AUAAAUCCGCCGUUGGCCUUGGUGAUUGACAUCAGAGUAAUCUUUUUUCUUUAUUGACAAAUCUGAGGAGAAGAGUAAUGGAUCACAGAGAUCUGAGGUAUCGUCAAGCGAUCGGAUUUGUAGUGGAUGAUGAAUCUGAUUCUAUUCAAAGAACAACACCAAACUUAACGCUUCAAAUAUCUAAAAGCGAGCACGACUGGGCUGAUGAUCGUCACAGCACUUUAGAGGUUCAACAUUUGGCAGGGGUAAUUGCAACUCUGGAACCACCAGAGGACAAAAGCAUCAAAACACUUGUCGUGUGUGGAUUUAACUCGAGAAUCCUCGAGCAGACCAUACUAGACAAAUUUUCUGCUUAUGGAGUGAUCAAAUCUAUCAGAUUCUUUGCCAGGGAACGUCGUGCGUUAGUCACAUACACAGACCGAGAAGGAGCAGAGAAGGCCACUCAAGGCCUCUCCAAGUGGCUACUCAUCAAUGGUCAGAGGCUAAAACUUGCAUGGGGAAGGCCUCAGGACAACGAACCUGAUCAAGAUAGUUUGAACCAACAGGGCACUGUGGCUGAUAGUGGUUUACUAUCACAGCAGCAGAAUCGACCCUCAGCUAUGGACCUUGGCGCAGUCAUUUCAGCCCAAGAGGUUGGUGGUUCAAGCACCAGUGAGACCAAGGAAGCUUCUUCGUCCAAUAUUCCAAUCAUCUGCGCCUGGUGUGUCUUCAACAAUGAUCGGUGGACAAGAGAAAUGGAGCACGCCUGCAACGAAGCUUCUUCUUCUUCUUACGAGAGGCCUCCACAGAUGCCACUACCAUCCGAAGAUGAGUAUCGGACUAGUCUUAGAAGAAGCAAGAUUUAAUAACUUCGAUCUAUUAUUUUCUCGUUAAUUAGACUAUAAUGGUGUUGGUGUUUUUUUACGACUGUAGUAACAAAUCUUAAUUAUGAAA
Messenger RNA from Arabidopsis arenosa, 933 nucleotides. The record is from the annotation of a GenBank genome assembly. Lineage: Eukaryota; Viridiplantae; Streptophyta; Magnoliopsida; Brassicales; Brassicaceae.